UUCUGUGAAAAAAAGAAAACAAAGGUGAAAAAGAUGAAUCAGGAACGUCAAAUGAAGAAAAUUUUGCGGCGACGUAAGUGAAAAGUGGCAUAUUUUGUUCGCUUGGCACAGUUAUUUUGGACUGUUUGGGUGAAAAAGUGGCCAACGUUAACGAGUUCGGUGCGAUACGACAGCUCUUCCGUUCCCGGAAGUAAACCGGAGUAAUGACGGAGUUUUGCGAUGAUGUUAUCAAAUUGUUCCCUCUGCGGGCCAUUCCGGACGUGAUUAAGUUGUUCCGCCAGCAGUUGAACAAUCGGGAAGAGGAACCGGAUUUAACGCUGCUCUCGAUAGUGACGGGAUUCAUUGAGCACUCGUUGACGACGAAGGUGCUCGAAUCUACGCCACCAGCAGCGGGACCAGGAAACCAACACCCGAACGUUGAUGGGGUUAGCAACUUUCCCGUCAUCAAGUACGAUGUCAUCGAAGGGCUGUACAAAAAAUUUAAAUUGGUGCUAGCACCCAUCGAGAAACUUCUUGUCAAAAACACGACGGAUUCCAAGUUUGCUAGUCGAGAAAUAAUCAAAAAAGUCUCGGAUAUAAUAUGGAACUCGCUUUUGCGAAGCUCAUAUAAAGAUCGCGCUCAUCUGCAAAGUCUUUAUAGCUAUCUGUGCGGCAAUAAGUUGGAUUGUUUUGGAGUAGCUUUUGCGGUAGUUGCCGGAUGUCAGAUGUUGGGUUAUAGAGAUGUCCAUUUGGCAAUUUCCGAAGACCAUGUGUGGGUGGUAUUUGGUAAAACUGGCGAUGAAACUAUAGAAGUUACAUGGCAUGGAAAAGGUGCAGAAGAUAAACGAGGUCAAUCGGUGUCACCCGGAGUGGAAUCCCAAACGUGGCUUUACGUAGCUGGCAAUCCGGUCGUAUGCAAUCGGUACAUGGAAGUGGCUGCGAUUGUUUCAGCCAUCAAUCCAUCGCUGACGGCGACGAGUGCUUGCUUGGAGGUAGCCGAUUUGCAGCAGCAGCUACUGUGGCAACUGUACGACAUGGGACAUCUGAAGAAGUACCCGAUGGCCCUAGGCUGUCUGGGAGAACUCGAGGAAGUCUCUCCGACCAGUGGAAGAAAAAGCUGCGAAGAACUGUACAACGAAUCAGUUCGAUCGGCACAGACGUACUACAAAAAUCAUCACGUUUAUCCGUACACCUACCAGGGAGGAUUUUACUAUCGAAGAAACAAGUACCGAGAAGCGUUUGCCUCGUGGGCUGACAGUAGUGAUGUGAUCAGACUUUACAAUUAUUCUCGAGAUGACGAAGAAAUUUACAAGGAGUUUUUGGAUAUCGCCAACGAAUUGAUCCCACAGGUCAUGAAACUGGAGAGUUCGGGUCAUUCUGCUAAAAGUAUUCUGCGAGAUUCGCAUUGCUUUGCCAAUUUGCUACGGUUUUACGAUGGAAUCUGUAUGUGGGAGGAAGGCAGCCUGACACCGAUCUUGCACAUUGGCUGGGCCAAACCGUUGGUGGCGACAAUUGCCAAGUUUGAUCACGAUAUCCGGUCGCAGGUGAUCAUCAAAUGUGGAGAACAUUCUCCUCGGGUCUUUCAUAACCAGAUCAAUGGAGACCAUACGGAGAACCGCAAAACGUCCAGCGGACCAAUAACCAACAAUAACAACAAUAAUAACGUUUUAAACAAAUCGGACGCAAACCUGGAGAAUGGUAAACCAGGUUUACCUAAAUCGUUAGAGGCUCUGGUUGGUAAGUGUGGGGAAAAACUUUUAAAUCCGGACUUUCUACUUCAGGGUGGUGGUCAACCGUUCACUUCGGAGGACAGCGAGAUGGCUGCGAGUGAAGCAAAUGGUAAUUCGGCAAAAAAUGUCAAGAAGGAAAAGUUGACCGAUAAGAAAGAACCAAUUACUAAAGUUGAAGUUCAGGUAGAAUUGAAGAACGAAUCACUCGACCUGGUAGAAUCGGAGGAUGGUGGCCCCAAGAGGCCUUUAAUCACUCUGUACAGUCAAAAGAUGAAAGGUCUCAAAGAUUUGCUUUUGGCCGAAAAGCUGAACACCAACGCCAUCUCGCUUCAGAUCACGGCCCAAAGUCAGGUUCAGGUAGGUGGCAAAAAAUCUCGCUCCCAAACUGGUAGUGGAAUUGGGGUACAGCAGGGAGGGCCCCAGGAAAAUGAGACCAGUACCCGCUCUAAACGUGCCCGAAGGGAGUAAGACGGGACUUCCUAGUUUAGUUAACGGAAACAUUCCCUGAGUUCUGCUUUAUGCUUGAUCUUUUUGUGAUUGCUUUAGACUAGUACUACUAUUACUUAUUGGUAUUUCUUGAGCACUUCAAAAGUGCCCAAUUUUAACUUCGUUAAGGUUGAGAUUUUCACGCUAUCGCCUAAAUAUUCUCGAGUAAGCAUUGUGAUGCCAUUUUUUACAAAAAAAUCAAGUCUAUUUAUAGUUUUAAUCGUUAACUGAUUCUGUUUUUCUAACCUGUUUCUAUUGUUUCUAUUUAUUGAAGUUUUUCGUUGAUGAUUGGUUAGCAAACUAACUAACGUUUCCUUGUAAAGGAAAGCACAAUUCCCGAAUGACAGAUUUAUCAUCUAGCGGCGAACGGCUGACUGUUUCGUAGAUUAAAUCUAGACCAGCCAGUCGGUCCGUCCCCUCCCCAAUUUGUAUGGCAGAUGAAUUUUUAUGAAUGGAAAUUUGAGUAUACGCGAAAAUUAUAUCAUGGACAGAAUACAUCACUUGGGACAAGCAACAACAAAAAAAAAACAAAAAAAUACAAUCGAACAUUUCGACCUCAAUCAUUAAGCAAAACAGCUUUCGACCGGAAAUUUAAAGUACAAAAAAAUGCUGAAUUUUUCGGAAACUUCUUCUUGGACAAAAUUUUAACCAGCUUCUAAAUUAAGAUAGUCAAACACCAGAAAAAAACAGUAGCAAAAAAAAUUAGGUACCUUAAAAAGAAUUGGUAAAUUAGUGCACGAAAAGAAUUGGAACUGACACAUCUAACGAUUGGACCAUUUUGGUAAGAAUCCGCAAAUUGGAAUAUGUCGGACAGGGUGAUUGAGGAUGACCAAUGAUUGAUGAACCGGAAUAAUCUACCGAGAAAAGAAUCAAACCCACGAACAGAUCGUACAUUUUAGAUGUAAGCAUCCGCGGUUAAUUUGACAACAGUAGGUAUCAUAAAGGAUCAAAUCUACUGCAUCGUAGUUAAGGAAUUUAUUUAGAAACGCUCUGCUUUUGGAUCGUGUUUUUUUUUUGGCUUUUGUGAUUUAUUUUUUUCCGUCUGUCUAGCAGAGAUGCACCGAUUAUAUAUCGAAGAAUGAGUCAAGUAAGAACAAGCCGUUUACUAAAAGAAAGAAAAAACACUACAAUGAUCAACUACAUGGGGUUGUUCGAGCUAUUGAUUUGAAACAAGGCGACCAAAAUUUUAUGAGAUCUGGAAAUCGUCGAGUCUCAUGUUUUUGUAUCUUCUUCACUAUUUAUCCUAGUCCUUAGUAAACGUCAAUCUUGUUCGAAACGCAAACGCUUCACGCACAAUUCGUUCGAUGUUCGCAUGUUUAAACUUGAAUGUAAUUGUACACGCAGCAAAAUUGUGGAUGUUUGAAAAAAAAAACCGAUUAGUUGCCCGUCUAACCAGAAAAUAGUUGUUUCAAUCCGAGAUACUCCAGAUUGGAUUAAAAAAUUCUUGUUUUUAAACUAGAAUAUGGUUGUUCCUUACAAAUGUUGUUUUUUUUUUUCAAAAAACAUUGGUUCAAUCAAACUUGCAAUGUUAUUGUCACAAUAUCAACAAAAAAAAGUUGGAAUUAAUCAUUAUUUUUUCCUAAAACACUAUUCCUGCGUGUAAUUAUAUCGCUACACUGAAAAGUCAUGUAUAUUUGAACUAUCACUAAUUUGAAAUUCAUAAAAUAUACACUUCUCAUAAAAUGAAUAAAAAAAACUGUUGAUAUUUAGUGGAAAUUAUACUACAAUUAUCUGAAAUGCACAUCAAAACGAUAGGAUAUAUUGUUACCUCUAGAUUCGAUAUGAUUUUCAUACGAAUGUCACGUUGUUUUCCGCAUAGAUUUCAAUAGAAACACAGCUGACCGAAUUAAGUGUUUUGCACAUACAUUUGUGCUAUACUCAUUUCCACUAGCAAAAUGUAGUGUUAAACACAUGUAGUUCGAUUCAAUAGCAAAACAUUACAUCCAAAGGCUAAACACAUCGAAGCUAAGUGAAUAAGAAUGAAGUGAAUUUGUACACGAAAUCCUAAGACAAAUCGCUUUGGUUAUGUAUUGACAUGAAAAAGCAUAAUAAGUGCUAAGCCAACUGCUAACUGUCAUUUGCUUACACGCCCUAUUGAAAAAUAAACCGAGAUUUGUAAGGUUUUACCACCAGCACUCGUUCAAACUCAAAUAAAUCGAAAAAAAUCGUCCAAAAAUUUGCUAAAACAUAUUAACAAGAUAUCUAGCUCUCAAAUUUCACGAACAAUUCAAUUCAUAGCAACAUCUUUUUUUGCGAACAUGGCGCCCUCAUGCGAGUCCGCAUCGAAUUUUGUACAUACAACAUACAAGUAGGCAAAGACAUCAUAUUGACAAGAUAUCCAGCUCUAACAUUUCCCGAACAAAUCAUUGGCAACAUCCUUUUUUACGAGCAUGUCGCCCUCAGGUGAGUCUGCAUCGAGUCUCAUACAUAGAAGUAGGGGAGAGAAAUGUCAAAUUCGUGCGCGCCAAAAUAGCAGCACUGCGCAACCAUAAAAUUCUCGGGUAAUUUUUCAAAAGGGCGUAUAAGCAAGUGACAGUUUCUCUUUAAUCAAUUUAUCUUUCGAUUAUUGUGAUGUGAUUAAAAAGAUUUUCUUUGAUAUCACUAUUCUUUUUUUUUUUGUUUUUGAUUAUAGAGGUUUUAACCUUAAGGUCAUUCACCUCUUCGGGCCCGAAAAACUUUCUGACCCUAUGUGCGGGGUUGGGAAUCGAACCCAGGCGGGCUGCGUGAAAGGCAUCGACUUACCCAUCACGCUAUAUCCGUCCCCAAUAUCACUAUUCUGUUUGAAAGUCGAAAGUUUCGGGUAUCAUUUCAUGCAAAGAGUUGAGUGAUAAACGUGGAAACCGCUUGGUAAUUAAUAGAAGAGAAAGUAAAAAAAAGAGAAACUGUCACUUGCUUACACGACCUUUCGAAAAAUUAACCGAGAAUUGACAUGAUAUGUUCAAUGCGAUGUUAUGCGAUGGCGUUGCUGAACUGAAGAUUGAUUUCACUUAAAGCUGACAGGGUCUGAUAAAAAAACUCUGUAUGAAAUGUUCAAAACGACGAAUGUAACAAUGAGAGACACUCUUUGUUUAGUUUCUCUUUCGAAUAUUGCGAAAUAUUCCUGCUUUUUCGGUAGUUUCUUCAGUGCAGAUUGAAAGAUGAUAGCCUUAGUUAUUAUUAUCGGUAAAUAGUUGGAGAGAAGGUUUGCUAAGAUUACCGUAAUAAUCGAAAGAGAGAGUAAACAAAGAGAAUCUCUCAUUGUUACAUUCGUCGUUUUGAACAUUUUAUGCAGAACUGUCAGAGCGUUGAGUUGUUUUGUACCGCUGGCUGUCAAGGAGCAAAAUUCGUCUGACGUGUCUCAUGUGAGCUCGACGCAUUAGCAGUCAUUUCACUUAUGAUUAUAGACUCAUGCAGAGUCGCUUUGGCUUUAAAUGACCAAUUUAAAUAUCAGAAACCUUCGGAAUCAUAGUCUUUGUUGGGGAAAGCCUAUAAGCUGGCAUCGCCGAAUUCUGAAUUCGCGAUGGAUUUUUCUAAUGACCCUAUAUUGCCCACACUCGCAUAUCAGUCCCAUAUCGAUUUAAGCCAAUAUUGAGUUAGCUUGAGGAAUGAAAUCUAUCCUCAAUAUACUCUCAGAAAUUGCAAUAAAAUUUGAGGAUUUGUUCAAUAAAAUGUGAAACAUUAUCUACUCAUGUCUGUCCCAUAUGCAAAAUACUCGCAUGUCAGUCCCAUGCAGUGCAAAUUUCAAUAAUUUCAUUUGUUGCAAUAUUGGAAUAGUAAUGGUGCAUUGCCGAGCAAAAGCAUUGAAGUAUUUCAAUAGUACACUAUUGAAAAACCUGUCUCAUUUGACCCAUGUCAACACCAGCCAAUCAGAACGCGAUCUGAGGAAGAGAACAAAAUAUCUGCUGCUGUACAACAAAUCGUUCGAGAAAAAUGUUCCGAAAAGUGGUGAAUAUCGUAGUGAGUUCCUCAAUUCGGUCCUUCUGUAUGCUAGAAACGAAUCCCUACAGCAUAUUGAUAGUUUCUUUCAAUAAAUUAUGCAAAUCCGAAAUGAAAUAUUCGACAUUUAAAUUCUGUAUGCGGCUAUUUUUAUAGCCGUUAGGACCGCCCAUUAGUGAAAAAGCUACAAACGAAAUCACGUAAAAGAAAGCUCCUAACCAAAAUUCAGUUUGGAUUCUACCGCCAAUGCGAGCAGAUGUAUUUUGUGCCGUUUGCAAAGCUAGUUUCGCUUCCGACAAGAGCGAUUACGUCACAGCUGCCAGUCAUUUGCAUGGAUGAAAAAGCAACGGUGGAGAGCAUUACAAAAAAUCAGCCGUUCUAAUGGCUCUAAAAGUUUUCUGGAGAACUAUUAGGAUUUGUUGUUCGCAAAUCGAAGGUAAAUAUCCUCAGUUUAGUGCAAAUCUAGAACAGUUUGGUUAGAUUUGUGCACUUUUCGCUGUGUGAAAUUCACAGUAAUCGAGAUCAAGUGAAGACUUCUUUUUUUGCGAGAAAUGUUCCGGAGUUUAAUGUCGUAGAGAAUUACGCAAUUUGACCCUUCUGAAUGCUGGAAACGAAUCCCUACAGUAUAUUGAUAGUUUCUUUCAAUAAAUAAUGCAAAUCCGAAAUGAAAUAAUCGACAUUAAAAUUCUGUAUUCGGCUAUUUUUAUAGCCGUUAGAACCGCCCAUUAGUGAAAAAGCUACAAACGAAAUCACAGAAAAAGAAACCUUCACAAAUUCACAAUUCACAGUAAUCGAGAUCAAGUGAAGCCUUCUUUUUUGCGAAAAAUGUUCCAGAGUUUAAUAUCGUAGAGAAUUACGCAAUUUGACCCUUCUGAAUGCUGGAAACAAAUCGCUACAGUAUAUUGAUAGUUUCUUUCAAUAAAAUUAAAAAUUUCCGUAGACAAAAUCUACGGAAAUUUAAAUUUAUCAACGGAGAACUACGGAAACUAGUCUUGUCUGGCGAGCAAAAAAAAAUCUUUUCACCGCGAGAGCUUCCGAGAAAAAUUCCAAUCUACGGAAAUGACACUACUGCUAUCUGGCAUCACUGAUUCUAUCGCCACUGCGAGCAGAUGUGUUUUGUGUCGGUUAGAUUUGUGCACUUUUCGCUGUGUGAAAUUCACAGUAAUCGAGAUCAAGUGAAGCCUUCUUUGUUUUUGCGAAAAAUGUGAAAAAGGGGAAUGCUUGCAUAAUUCAUACAAUCGUUCAACUAAUUGAUAUUCGGAAGUGUUAAGGAACAUGUCAGUUGUUUUCGUAUUCAAGGCAUCCAGUUAUGUCUCUGACAUUACCCACCCGCCUUUUUUCUAUAUGGGACCUUUAUGCAAGUAUGGCAGUAUAUGCGAAAGACAGUUUCUCUUUGUUUACUUUGUUUUCUAUUAAUUUCUAAGCGGUUUCCACGUUUAUUAUUUAGCUCUUUGUAUCAAAUGAUAUCCGAGAGCAUCGACUUUCGAUCUGUAGUGUAGAAUCCAUGAAAAUCUUUAUAAAUGCGUAACAAUAAUCAUAGGAGGAAGUAAACAAAGAGAAACUCAUACGGCCAUUAUGAAAAUCUAUCGAGAAUUGUCAAUUCGUUUUCUUUUUAGAUUUUGCUUGUUUCCAUGUUAAGUUUUAUAUGAUUUCGAAAUGAAAAUAUAGCUAUAUAUGCAAAUCGGAAACUUUAAGUUUCUCGAAUACCAGUUCUUCCCUGAAUAACGCUGAUAUAAAGUGAUAUACUGAUAUAAUUGAUAUCCGAUGAUAUCAUGUUCCAUAUCAUUUGAUAUUCCAGACAAUUUGAUGUCAACGCAUAUCACCAUUUCAGCAAAAAGUCAAUUCGCGACUGGCAACACGGAUAAUGACAUUGAACGCACCUAUUUAUGAAUGUCACUUUGUGAGUGGCAAUAACAAUCAUAAUCAUAGAUGCCAUCAGAGAUUUACAGAUGAUGAUUUUUCUGUAAAUCUGCAGAUUUCGUAUAUAGUGCUGCAGACGUUGUUUUUUGCAGACUUUUAAAAUCGAGUUUUUCGCAAACUUUCGUCAAAAUUUACAGACUUGAAAUUGCGGCGACGUUUUGUUUUGCUCGCCAAAUCAGUUAUUCUUACCAUACUUUCCAGAGAAAUUGAAGCCUGCAGACAUUUUUUUAGGAUUUGCUGACUUUUGCAACACUGUAUGAAGAUAUUUGAAACGUUUACCUGACAUUUCUGCGUCUGAGAGAUAAUGAGGGAAUGAACGCCCAAUAUUGUGACGUUUAUACUAUUGCUGGUUGCCAGCAUGCUGGCGCCAGUAUGCUUACAUGCCAGCAGCUGUCAAUGUCUACACUAUUACUGAAAAUUUAUUGCUGGCAAAAUUUGUAAAAGUUGUAAAAAGCAAUGACAUGUAUCCCUUAAGUACUUAAAUCAUUAUUCUGUUGAUAUUGACCCACUUUACGCGAACAAAUUUUUUCAACUGAGAAAAGCACGGAAUACGUACGAGAACUGUAAUAUUUCCAUUCCGUCGCCAUUUGAAUUUCCUUGUCAGUAUGUAAUUUAGAACGUUCAGAAAUUUUCAUACUGGCAACAACCAGCAGCUGACAAGCGUUUACAUUAUGAUGGUAGUAUACCUGGCUGCCAGCAGAAGGGACAUAUGUUUGCUGUAUUUUUUAAAUGGAUUCGUUGAAUCGCGAACGAAUUUUUGACAGUUGAAUUCACCGAAUUUGGCCGACAGGAGGUCAUUGUUUAAUUAUUUUAAAUAUGAGGCUUUGGAUUGCUGUUUAAUCACGAAGUUCAAUAAACGCUCAACAUUCAAUAAAAUUCUUGUGGGAGUUGGUAAAUCCGCUUAAAAUGGGCCUUUAAAGUGGGCAAAUCCGACAGAAUGCAAAAUGCGCAUUGAUAUGAAUUGAAUAAAUAUCAAAAUGAAUACUUCUGAAAACAUGCUCAAAAACUGUUCCAAAACGUAAAACUGAACUGUCUUUUGCGUUUUUUAAUAUUCCGCUUGAUUAUAGUCCAAUAUUUUUUAUGUCCUUGGACACCAUCUGGACGUCGUUCCAUGACCACUCCAUGUCAUUUUCAAUAAUGGUUAGGUCCCAAAUCUUUUCAAAACAAAACGGAGCUGUUGUAUUGCUCGACGACAGGCAACCGACAGUUGCCCAUACACUCUUUGCUUAUCGUCAUAAUGUGGAGUCCUUUUGUAAGUCCAAUUCGUUUUUCAGCUGGAUGAACGAUUGUAGACGACGUUUUCUGCUAGCUUACUACAGCUCGAACGAAGAGAAUGGGAUUUUUGCGAUCUCCAGUUUUCCAAAUUCCUUCAGUUCAGACUACCUUUCUGCCAACAAAUAUUCUCCGAAACUUUUCACCACGAUGGUAACAGUUAAAUUGGUCACAUAAACAGAAAAAAUAUCGCCAACUUGGCGUGCGAGUAGUUAGAAUUUUCAUGGUUUGUGAGAAAAUUUUUGACGCGUCACUUCGCUGACUUCGAUGCUAUUUCACAACUUUCAAAAAGUUAGCAUGAUAUUACUCACGUAGCUUUCAAGCUAAAAAAUGCGUCAAGUUGAAAUUGAUCAACUUUCGAUCGAAACACCCUUAAUUAACAGAGUUUAUUCAUCAAACUAACGCAAAACUAUUGAAAAUUCCUAUGGGAUUGAGUAUGGACAGUGUACUGCCUAUACUACAGUGUAGUGACGUACUAAUUUCUACACAGCAUUUUUUGACAGUUUAGACUGAAAUUUAACUUACAUCACUUUGGUUGAUCACAAGCUUUUUUACAUCAAUUUGGCCUCGAGUUUAAGCUUAUCGCUCAAAUGCGCUAUCAAUUACAAUACUUCGAGCAUACUACAAAUUCAAAAUGUCUUAAAAAUUUAAGCAAAAGUUUUUUUUUUUGUUGACUAUAACUUUCGGUAUAGUAUAUUUCGGUGCAUCUCUGUUAUACGACAAAAUUUCCAUACAGAAUAGAUAUUUUCGUCGUUUCAGUCCUGAGACGAUACUAAGAUGUUUCGCCUAACGUUUCGAGGAAAUCCGACUGAUUAUCUAGCAGAGUUAGGUUCAUCAUUUUUAUUGUUCCAAUGUGAGACAACAGGUUUACAGAAGAUCACAUUUUAGUUUACAUCUGUUCUUCCAAGUUUACAAAGUAUCGUUUUUUUCAAUUGGUGCUAGUUUUUUUUAUCAACUACUAUUCAAUUCAUUGUGCAAAUUUAUUUUUAUUCGCUACACGUGUGAGAUUGGUAACCAAACAGAUGUUUAGUGCUCUAAAUGUUUAGUUUUUCCUAUCCUAUAAUGCCGUAGAGGUGCACUAUUCUAAUGUUGAAAGUAGAAUAGCUGGUCAAUCCUAUAAUUUCCUAAGUAUUAUAAUCCAUUUUUAAUUUUGAGUCAACAGUGAGACGCUUAAAAUGAAUGUGUUUUGAACAUGCAAUGAAAUGUUGCGGUUAUGAGGGAUGAACAAAAUACACACUAGUAUAUUUAGGCUGUGAACCAUUUCGCGGUUAAUUUUAACUUUUGGUUGAAAUCUGACAUUCGAGUGGUUAUUUGGUGUCGAGUAGUUAAAUUCAACUAGAACUGCGGCCCAUUUCAAGGUUUGACGGACGGAAAGUUAUUUGGGUUUAUUUUCCACUGGAAAUAAUUUCAACUAAAGAAUUAAUGUUAGAAUUUUCAUUGCAAGAUUUUUUUAAGUGUCGGAAAAUAACCAUCGAUCAACAUCAAAAUAACCGCUUGAGUGUCAGAUUUCAACCAAAAAUUAAAAUUAACCGCGAAAUGGUUCACAGCCUUAGAUGUCAAACUCCACAUAAACAAUGAAUUCAAUAAUCAAAAUACGAAAAUAUUUAUCCGCAGAACUGAUUAUUUUAAAACAUUUUUUAUAAGAAAGUAUCAACAAUUCAAGAUACAGUCAUUUCCCUGUUUUAGUGAACAGCCACAAAAUCAUAGUACAAGCUUAAAUAUAUUAUUUGAUACCUCUCAUUCAACAAUUUAGCCGAUAGAACCAAAUGUGCUAUAGACUGCAUAACGUACCAGUUUUUAAUUUUUCGCUAGAAAGUUUAAACUGUUUAGGCUUAGUAGGCCAUUACGUGAAAUGUGACAUUAUCAGAGGCUAGUUAAUAGUUCGUUACACUCAAACAGUCAACGACGCUGAAUAGGCACUGACAGGAAACGCGCUGAUUCCUUCAACGUAAGAUCUUAUCUCCUUUUAAUUGUUAAGAUUACGCUUUGUUUCUUUUAUGAAAAGGAAAGUACGCUUCUAUGUUUUGCUAACUAUUGUUUCCGUGUGUUUAGCAUACACACCUUGCGCAAUUGACUAGAUAUAUACUAUUUAAGUUUAAGUUUUAACAGUAACUUUUAUCACAGAAAUAUGAAAAAACUGCAACAUAAUAUGAAACUCACAGAACGAACCAGUUUUCAGUGUUUUGUAAGCUUAGCAUUGGUCUCAAAUACAACUAAAUAAUCACAGAGCAAACCUGUAGUAAACUGAUGAAAAAUAUUAUUACCUAUUGUUAAUGUAAUAUAGAUAACUGUGAUCAGUAUAUGAAAUGUAUUUGAAAAUUCAGAAAACAAUAAAAUCUUAACAAAAAAAAAAUCAUUACAACUUAGAUACCUUUAAUGUGGAAGUAAAAACUUUUUUGACAACAGCACAGUAAUAAAACACUAAACUUUAGCAUAACGAGUAAAGUGGGAAAAGUGGAACUGCAAAUCAUGUAAAAAAACAUCUGAGAAGAGAAACAUACACAAUAUAAAACUAUAUAUAUUUUUGAGAUACUAUUCAUAUAUUUAUAUAGAAAAAAAUGGCGAAGAGAACAUUAGAAAACCUAAAAAAAAUCUUUUCGAUCAAGAAACUAGUUUUCCCAGUAAAAAAAGUAAAUGUUCUUUCUUAGCACUCACAUUUAAACAUAUUCUACAUCGUACACACAUUUAAAACGCCUGGUUAUUACAAAAUUAGUUUUUAGAAUGAGUUGAGCAUUUCAAAAAUAGAAACAAAUUAUCUUCAUAGUUGAAACUUGAUGUUAAAAUUUGUAAAUCCUAGUUACUUUGCCAAUGGAAACGAUGAAAUAUACUACUAAUUGUUUCAUGAGGUACAAAAAAUAGUUGUUUGUUAAAACAUGCAAUAACUGGAAAGGUGAUUAUAAAACGGUUGGACAUUUGGUUGAAUGGUAGUAAAGCACAUUUACAGUGACAUACACACACACAUACACUCGGAUGUAGCUGGAUACAAUCAUCAAUUUCACAGCGAAAAUAACUUUAGUAAUCGAUUCAAUACUUAACAUAUAGCAGUAUAACUAGGAAACCGAAAACCACAAAUAGCAGAAACCAUUGUAAAUGAGAAGCCAACCAGCAUAUGCCAUCUAGUAGACCACGUACUGUAUGACAACCUUGCAGAGAAAAUAAAGAUCAAAAGGAAAAGGCA
Malaya genurostris is the source of this 12480-nucleotide messenger RNA. It is a transcript of the gene Mnn1, whose product is annotated as menin. Gene Ontology annotation, molecular function: chromatin binding; transcription cis-regulatory region binding; Y-form DNA binding. Lineage: Eukaryota; Metazoa; Arthropoda; Insecta; Diptera; Culicidae. Gene Ontology annotation, cellular component: histone methyltransferase complex; chromatin; nucleus. Bases 204 to 2177 code for a protein of 657 amino acids. The record is from RefSeq and is a predicted model, not a curated record. Gene Ontology annotation, biological process: negative regulation of cell population proliferation; negative regulation of cell cycle; regulation of transcription by RNA polymerase II. The transcript is spliced from 2 exons.